CCGGCGGCCCAACCCGCGGUCAUAGACUCGCCGUCCUCCACGGCUUUCCCGUUUCCCGAGACCGGGCCGGGGGAGGAAGCGGCCGGAGCCCCCGUGCUAGGGGCUGGGGACACGGAUGAGGAGGGCGAGGAGGAUGCUUUUGAGGAUGCGCCCCGGGGCUCUCCGGGGGAGGAGUGGGCCCCGGAGGUGGGAGAGGACGCCCCGCAGAGGCUGGAGGAAGAGCCGGAGGAGGAAGCGCAAGGGCCUGACUCCCCCGCGGCCGCUUCCCUGCCCGGCAGCCCUGCGCCCAGCCAGCGCUGUUUCAAGCCCUACCCGCUCAUCACCCCCUGCUACAUCAAGACCACCACCCGGCAGCUCAGCUCGCCCAAUCACUCCCCGUCUCAGUCCCCUAAUCAGAGCCCCAGGAUCAAGAGGCGGCCGGAGCCCUCCUUGAGCCGAGGGUCCAGAACUGCCUUGGCCUCCGUAGCCGCCCCGGCCAAGAAGCACCGGGCCGACGGCGGCCUUGCGGGCGGCCUGAGCCGCUCGGCAGACUGGACGGAGGAGCUGGGCACCCGCACGCCCCGGGCGGGAGGCUCCGCGCACCUGCUGGAGCGCGGGGUGGCCGCUGACAGCGGCGGUGGGGUGUCCCCGGCACUGGCCGCCAAGGCGUCUGGGGCGCCAGCGGCUGCGGAUGGCUUCCAGAACGUGUUCACAGGGCGGACACUGUUGGAGAAGCUGUUCAGCCAGCAGGAGAACGGGCCUCCAGAAGAAGCAGAGAAGUUUUGCUCGCGGAUCAUUGCCAUGGGUCUUCUCCUUCCUUUUAGUGAUUGCUUCAGGGAACCGUGUAAUCAGAAUGCCCAGACCAAUGCAGCUUCGUUUGAUCAAGAUCAGCUUUAUACCUGGGCUGCAGUUAGUCAACCCACACACUCGUUGGACUAUUCAGAAGGGCAGUUUCCUAGGCGAGUCCCAUCCAUGGGGCCACCAUCCAAACCUCCUGAUGAAGAACACAGGCUCAGGGAUGCUGAAACAGAAUCUCAAUCUGCUGUUUCGGAAACUCCCAAAAAACGCUCGGAUGCUGUCCAGAAGGAAGUUGUUGACAUGAAGUCUGAGGGACAGGCCAAUGUAAUUCAGCAGCUGGAACAGACUAUUGAGGAUCUGAGAACCAAAAUAGCUGAACUAGAGAGGCAGUAUCCUGCCCUGGACACAGAGGUGGCCAGUGGUCGUCCAGGGCUUGGGAAUGGAGUGACAGCCUCAGGCGAUGUCUGUCUCGAAGCUCUCAGGUUAGAAGAAAAGGAAGGACGGCAUCAAAGGAUUUUAGAGGCGAAAUCCAUACAGACUUCCCCGACAGAAGAGGGCGGGGUACUGACACUGCCUCCUGUGGGUGCGCUGGGGCAUCCUCCAUGCCCGCCUGGGGCUGAAAGUGGACCUCAGACAAAGUUCUGUUCAGAGAUUUCUUUGAUUGUGUCUCCAAGGCGAAUAUCAGUCCAGCUCGACAGCCAUCAGCCCACACAGAGCAUCUCACAGCCUCCACCACCUCCAUCCCUUCUGUGGUCUGCUGGUCAAGGACAGCCUGGGUCACAGCCGCCCCAUUCUUCUCUUUCUACCGAGUUUGAAACCAGCCAUGAACACUCUGUUUCCUCCGCCUUUAAAAACAGCUGUAACAUCCCAUCUCCACCACCUCUGCCUUGCACAGAGUCCUCCAGCUCCAUGCCUGGCCUGGGCAUGGUGCCUCCCCCACCUCCCCCUCUCCCUGGCAUGACAGUGCCUACUCUGCCCAGUACAGCCAUUCCCCCACCUCCUCCUCUGCCGGGUACAGAAAUGCUGCCACCGCCUCCCCCUCCUCUUCCUGGAGUGGGCAUACCUCCUCCGCCCCCUCUACCCGGAGCGGGCAUACCCCCUCCGCCCGGAAUGGGAAUACCUCCUCCGCCCCCCCUACCUGGUGCUGGGAUUCCCCCACCUCCUCCCUUGCCAGGUAUGGGGAUUCCACCUGCUCCAGCUCCCCCACCCCCUCCGCCUGGGACAGGAAUCCCACCGCCCCCUCUGCUUCCUGCAUCAGGCCCUCCACUCCUCCCACAAGUUGGGAGUAGCACUUUACCAACCCCACAGGUGUGUGGAUUCCUUCCUCCUCCAUUGCCGAGUGGCUUGUUUGGAUUAGGGAUGAAUCAGGACAAAGGGAGUAGGAAGCAGCCCAUAGAGCCUUGUCGACCAAUGAAGCCUCUUUACUGGACCAGGAUUCAACUGCAUAGUAAAAGAGACUCCAGUACUUCACUUAUUUGGGAAAAAAUUGAGGAGCCAUCCAUAGAUUGUCAUGAAUUUGAGGAAUUAUUUUCUAAAACUGCUGUAAAGGAGAGAAAGAAACCUAUCUCUGAUACCAUCUCAAAGACAAAGGCUAAACAAGUUGUCAAGUUAUUAAGCAACAAAAGAUCACAAGCAGUUGGAAUACUAAUGUCUAGUCUUCAUUUAGAUAUGAAAGACAUACAACAUGCUGUUGUGAACUUGGAUAAUUCUGUGGUUGACCUGGAGACCCUUCAAGCUCUCUAUGAGAAUAGAGCACAGUCAGACGAACUGGAAAAAAUAGAAAAGCAUGGCCGGUCUUCCAAAGACAAGGAAAAUGCCAAGUCUCUGGACAAACCUGAGCAGUUCCUUUAUGAACUGUCACUAAUCCCCAACUUUUCAGAGCGAGUCUUUUGCAUCCUGUUCCAGUCCACGUUUUCAGAAAGCAUUUGCUCAAUUCAUCGCAAACUGGAAUUACUACAGAAAUUGUGUGAGACGUUAAAAAAUGGCCCAGGGGUUAUGCAGGUUCUAGGUUUGGUUCUUGCCUUUGGCAACUACAUGAAUGGAGGAAAUAAGACUCGAGGACAGGCAGAUGGCUUUGGAUUAGACAUUCUUCCAAAACUGAAAGAUGUCAAGAGCAGUGACAAUAGCAGAAGCCUUUUGUCAUAUAUUGUUUCGUAUUAUCUCCGAAAUUUUGAUGAGGAUGCUGGAAAAGAACAGUGCCUCUUUCCACUGCCAGAACCCCAGGACCUUUUCCAGGCCUCACAGAUGAAGUUUGAAGAUUUUCAAAAAGAUCUCAGAAAACUGAAGAAAGACUUGAAAGCCUGUGAAGUUGAAGCGGGGAAAGUAUACCAGGUCUCCUCAAAAGAGCACAUGCAGCCUUUUAAAGAAAACAUGGAACAAUUUAUUAUUCAAGCCAAAAUUGACCAAGAGGCAGAGGAAAAUUCACUGACAGAGACUCAUAAAUGCUUUUUGGAGACUACGGCAUAUUUCUUCAUGAAACCAAAACUUGGAGAGAAGGAGGUGUCUCCAAAUGCUUUCUUCAGUAUCUGGCAUGAAUUCAGCUCUGACUUUAAAGACUUCUGGAAGAAAGAGAACAAACUUCUUCUACAAGAGAGAGUAAAAGAAGCCGAGGAGGUGUGUAGACAGAAGAAGGGAAAAUCACUUUAUAAAAUAAAACCAAGACAUGAUUCUGGAAUUAAAGCAAAGAUAAGCAUGAAAACUUGAACAAUGAAAAGCAGAAUGAAAAUGAGUCAUUGCAACGACUUUCACAAAAUUCAGCUGACCUGAGGGUGGGAAGGAAACUACCGUCAUUCUGCUCAUGUUUCUUCUUGACCUCUUGCAUAAUCUUUUUGUUUUCUAGACAGUUCACUAAUUGUUGAAUUUUACUGUAUAUUCAUAUAAAAAUACAAAAGUACUAGACCAGUGGAGAAUUUGACGCCUUUUCUUUUUGUAAAAGUUUAUGGUAUUAUACCGAUAGACCAAAACAGCAUGUAUAAGAGGCAGUAUCUGCACUAAUUCUGAACAUGCUAAACAUUAACUAAAAUUCCCUGUUGUGAGAAUAUUCCUCAUCACAGCAAAAACACUUUCCUUUCUACUGACAACCAGUCCACAUCACAGCAUUUAGACAUAUGGGUAAAAUGUUAUUUCUAGUGAAUUGUUUGUAUCAGUUUCAUGUCUACGUGUAAAUUUUCUAUUUUAAAAUUUGAGUACCAUUUAUAAUCAGUGCUUUCCAAACUCUUGGGUUGCUCUCCAUAGCUAUAUAUUUGUGAAAGAAGAUGGUCAUUUUUUUACUGAAGUCAUACAAUGACUUGAGUCAGCUCAUAAUGCAAAACGUGAUGGUUUUGUAUGAGCUGGGUUUUUGGGUUUUUUUUUUUUUUCAUUACUUUUAAUGAUCUUUGUUGCAAGUUACAGUUGUGGAUAAAGGGGAGAAUUUAUUGCUCUUGCAAAUCAAUUAUGGAAAGCAACUUAAGAAAAACAAUGUUCUAAAUCAUAAUUGUUUGUAUUUAUGUAAAGUAUGGUCUCUUACUUUUUAGUUUGUAGUUUAAGUGCAAAGGAACAGUAGUGGUUAUUUUCCUGUUGUUUUGUAGUCUUCCUGUCCCCUUCAGUCCCUCCAGUGUGUAUAUUACCAUUCUCCAAUGAAAUAAUAGGGCAUUUAACAAAGAUCGCUAUGUGCAAUACUGUAUUUAGUGUUUCUAUUUCAAUUUUUCUAGGAUGUUAAUUUAUAUGAAAAUAAAAUGAAUAAUAAAAGAAUAAAGAUACUUGCAAAA
Messenger RNA from Mandrillus leucophaeus (drill), 4523 nucleotides. It is a transcript of the gene FMN2, whose product is annotated as formin 2. NCBI's taxonomy places the organism in Eukaryota, Metazoa, Chordata, Mammalia, Primates, Cercopithecidae. Gene Ontology annotation, biological process: intracellular transport; intracellular signal transduction. The record is from RefSeq and is a predicted model, not a curated record. Gene Ontology annotation, cellular component: nucleus; endoplasmic reticulum membrane; cytoplasm. The transcript is spliced from 20 exons. The annotation marks the transcript as partial.